GACAUGAUGCUGCCUGUGACCCACGUGCUAGCCUUCGGCGUUUGGUUGGUGGUACAGAGCAAGGCUACAGCGAGUCGCCCCACAAUCUCCAUCUUCCUGAAGCCGCCUGGGGUGAUCCCACCGGGAGGCUCCACCACCAUCUGCUGCAGUUGCCAGAGUGACAAGGGGACCAUCGUGCUCUACAAGCGCGGCCGCCAGAUCCGUAGCCUGGACCUGCAUGGCAACUGGGCCGAGUUCCCCAUCUCUAAUGCCACCCAAAAUGAUACAGGUGCCUACAACUGCCAUUGGCUGCAUGGACGCACUGUGCUGGCUCGCAGUGAAACCUUGGACAUCAUAGUGCAAGAGUUCCAUCUCCCCACACCUGUCUUCUCUAUCCUGCCUGGGCAGGAAGUGGCUGCAGGAGCUUCCGUGACUUUCCGUUGUACCAUUAAUCACUCCGGCGCUGGCUGUUUUCUGUACCAGGAGGGCCGGAUGGAAACCACCAACUUAAUCUCAAAGGAACAAGAUCAUUUCAGCCUCACCCAUGUGCAUAAAAGCAAUGAGGGCCGCUACAGCUGCCAGUGUUUCUCCAAGUCUGGUGGUUCAUUGAAAUGGUCUGCCGUCAGCAACACCCUGGAUUUGGUAGUGAGAGAUUACACCUGGAACAACGCGGUGCGCCUGGCCCUGGGCAGCGGGGUCCUGCUCUUGCUGGGGCUGAUC
Molecule: messenger RNA, 699 nt
Organism: Pelecanus crispus (Dalmatian pelican)
Lineage: Eukaryota; Metazoa; Chordata; Aves; Pelecaniformes; Pelecanidae
Source: RefSeq, a predicted model, not a curated record